AUGCACUUCUCCAAGAUCAUACAGACAGCUGUCCUUCUGGCAGUGUCCGUUCCAGCCCAGGCUUGGAACAGACUCGACAAGAACAAUGCGGCUCUUCUGGUCAUCGACCACCAAGUUGGACUUUCGCAGCUCGUGCGCGACUUUGGCACCAAUGACUUCCGCAAUAACAUGCUUGCGCACGCCGCCAUAGGCAAUGUCUUUGAUCUGCCUACUAUCUUGACUUCGUCGUCAGACCAAGGCCCCAACGGCCUCCUGCUCAAGGAGAUCAUGGAGAUGCACCCCAAUGCCACCUUUGUUCGCCGCCAGGGUGAGGUCAACGCAUGGGACAAUGCCGACUUCCGUAAAGCCGUCAAGGCAACUGGAAAGAAGCAGUUGAUCAUUGGUGGCAUUGUGACUGAAGUUUGCACCGCCUUCUUGGCUCUGUCUCUGAUCGAUGAGGGAUACGAGGUUUUCGCCAACACCGAUGCCAGCGGAACUUUCGAUGUUAAGCUCGCAGAGGACGCUAACCGCCGUAUGGAGCGCGCCGGCGUUACCUUGAUGGGGCUUUUCGCGAUUGCCUGUGACCUCAUGCGGGACUGGCGAAGCACCCCUGGACUUAACGAACUCCUUCCCUUCCUGGACAAGUACCAAUUUGCUUACGGAUUGGUUGCUCGCCACCACGCCGGUGCUAUUGAGAACGGUACUCUGUCCGCGAUUGAGACCACAUUGAUAUAA
Molecule: messenger RNA, 714 nt
Organism: Penicillium canariense
Lineage: Eukaryota; Fungi; Ascomycota; Eurotiomycetes; Eurotiales; Aspergillaceae
Product: putative isochorismatase family hydrolase
Exons: 4
Coding region: 1-714 (237 amino acids)
Source: RefSeq, a predicted model, not a curated record